CUUUGAACGACAUCAUGUUUUUUUCUAUCAAUAUAAUACUUUAUUUUGUUGUUGCCGUCAUUGUUAUUAGGGUCUUUAACGUAUUAACGAUGGGUUGGAAUAAAAGCAACGUUUGUUUAGUGGGAAAAACCGCAAUUAUUACCGGAGGAAGAUCGGGUUUAGGGUAUGAAACUGCGCUAAUAUUAGCAAGUAGAGGAGCUAGAGUUAUUUUGGGUGAUAGAAAAGAUUCAACGGAUGUGGUUAAAACAAUAAUAGAAGAAACAAAAAAUCCAAACGUUAUCGGAAAAUUUGUAGAUUUAGCCGAUUUUAAAACCGUUAGAAAAUUCGCCGAUGAUAUCAUUGCUAACGAGGAACGUUUAGACAUUUUAAUAAAUAACGCAGGAGUUGCAGGUGAUGUUCGUGGGAUCACAAAGGAUGGAUUACAACUUCAAAUACAAAUUAAUUACUUUGGGCCAUUUCUUUUAACACAUCUUUUAAUCGACAAAUUAAAACAAACCGCGCCGAGUAGAAUCAUUUUCGUAAGCUCGAUAUCAGCGUAUACUUCCUUUUUAAACGUGAAUUCGUUGACUAAAUCAUUUAGAAAUGUUAUACCACUAUUGGAUCAUUACAUUCCAUACAGUAACAGUAAGCUUUGCGAUGCAAUUUGUUCGGUUGGUUUUGCAGAAAGAUUAAAAGGAACUGGGGUUACUUGUAAUGCUCUUCAUCCAGGGAUUGUUACAACACCAAUGGUAAAAACAAUGAUGUCUUGUAAGGAUAACAUAAUUUUGCAAUAUUUUUGGUAUGGUUUGGCUGGGUUGAUUGGAAAAUCACCACAUGAAGGGGCACAAACCCAUGCGUAUUUAGCGAUGGCGAAUGAAGUUCAAAACGUUUCAGGAGAAUUUUUUAUCGAUUGCAGAAAAUUUUUCCAACCGUUUAUGUUGAGGAAUAAAGUUUUGUGUGAAAAUAUAUGGAAAAAAACGGAAGAAUUAGUCAAUUUACAACCAAAUGAGAAAUUAUAACUUUAUUGGGUUCUAAAUAAAUAUUUAUUUAUAUUUUA
Molecule: messenger RNA, 1036 nt
Organism: Onthophagus taurus
Lineage: Eukaryota; Metazoa; Arthropoda; Insecta; Coleoptera; Scarabaeidae
Product: retinol dehydrogenase 11-like
Source: RefSeq, a predicted model, not a curated record